Messenger RNA from Fusarium keratoplasticum, 2559 nucleotides. RefSeq lists its product as uncharacterized. The transcript has 3 exons. Lineage: Eukaryota; Fungi; Ascomycota; Sordariomycetes; Hypocreales; Nectriaceae. Bases 1 to 2559 code for a protein of 852 amino acids. The record is from RefSeq and is a predicted model, not a curated record. Gene Ontology annotation, biological process: regulation of transcription by RNA polymerase II. Gene Ontology annotation, molecular function: DNA-binding transcription factor activity, RNA polymerase II-specific; RNA polymerase II cis-regulatory region sequence-specific DNA binding.
AUGGUCCAGAAAACGCCCCAGCCCAUUGUCGGAAUCCCGUCUGGGCGCGAUACGGAAGAGCUUCCCUCCGCUGGCGAGUUCGUCCAGGAUCUGGACUUUGACCUCAGCUGCCAGGAAGACGAUUUCUUUACCUGGAUGCAAGAGCAAGUCGAGGAUACUGACGAUACCUGGACCACUACAGACCUGUUUCUGUCCAUAUCUCCCUCAGAAACCCUGGGUCUCCCGGCCUCAGCUACUGAUACAGUGGGUGAGCCUUCUGCGAGCGCCACACCGUUACAACCUUCGGGAGCCCAUAUACCGCCAAAAUCUGGUCGUCGCUUUUCCACUCGGGUGGCAAAGAUACUGAGAAACUGGUUCGCAGCCCACCAUCAACACCCCUAUGCCACCACUGAAGAUCUCGAGAAGCUUCAGGGCCAAACGGGUCUCAACCGGCAGCAAGUAACCAACUGGCUCGUAAACGCCAGACGGCGCUCUAAGCCUCCUUCUUCCCAGUUACAACCUUCAUAUAUCCGCGAUGCUCCUCGGUCAACAUCGACCAGACCUGGUACUAUCAAUAUCCCCCGACGACCUCCGACGCCUAUGCCUUGUGAACAAAUGAGCCCCCUUCAACGUUGGCAAAACUCGCCACCUGAAUGCGAACCUGCUACUGUCGCCAGCAUUUCUCGCGCUGUCGCGGCCUCGCCUAAACUUGGACCCUUCUCACCAAUAUCCGGCAGAUCUUCAGAUAAUGCCUCAUCGGUCAGUAGCGCAGGCAACUCCCACUCAAGUCGCGGAUCUGGAUCUCGCGCCUCGGCCCAUUCCUACAGCUCCGGAGGCUCUCUCAGAAUCCUGGCGCAACAUACUAGUCGGAGGAGACGGCGAAGGGCGCCCAAGCGACAAGGCCCCCUCCAGCCAAGUCUGUUCCACACCUGCCACAAGUAUCAGUGCACAUUUUGUCCAGAGACGUUCAAAACAAAGCAUAACUGGACUCGACAUGAGAAGUCACUGCAUAUCUCGCUCGAGAGAUGGGUUUGCUCUCCAAACGGGGCCACUGCCAUGCACCCCGAGCAAGGCAUAUCUUGCAUCUACUGUGGACAAGCAGACCCGGACGAGUCGCACUUGAAUUCACAUAGUUAUGCUUCAUGUAUAGAACGCCCGCUUGAGGAGCGCACUUUCUAUCGAAAGGACCACCUACACCAGCACUUGAAGUUGGUACAUGGAACCAAGUACAUGGAGUGGCCGAUGGAUUCAUGGAAAACCGACAACGCCGAGACCGGAUCUCGAUGUGGCUUCUGCGGAGAGGCUCUAUCGUCCUGGGCCGUACGAGUUGACCAUCUCGCCGACCACUUUAAAAGUGGAAGCACAAUGGCAGAUUGGAAGGGCGAUUGGGGAUUUGACCAUGACGUGAAUGAAAUGAUCGAGAAUGCUAUACCACCUUACCUCAUUCAUUGCGAGCAAACCUCGCCACUUCCAUUCUCUGUUAGCCAAGGACCGGCCGGUACACCCACCAGUGCAUAUGAACUCAUCAAACUAGAGCUCGAAUAUUAUAUGUACGACUACCUAGACGCACAUGGCCGUUUGCCUUCGGAUCACGAACUCCAGUGCGAGGGAUGUACUAUUAUUCUUGGUGCAGAAGGCACUUCUGACCACCACGUCCCCCCGGCACCGUCAUGGCUUCGAGACAUCUUCACCAGUUCAACCGAGAUUCUUCAACAGGCUCGCUUACGCCCCAUCGAGCAGAUCAACAAGUCACGCAUGAGCCAACUCAAGAUCAAUGGCAAGAGUGACAUCUUUGAGGGUUGCGAGCUAGAGGCUCAACUAUGCCGACUAGUUGCAAUUCAUUACAUGAUAGGCCUUCCGAUGACAGACUAUGAAUUACAGAAGGAGGCGGCUAAUCUUCUUGACCGUAUCGAAUCUGGCUCACACAACUCUUCUCAACUUUUCACCGGAUUCUUGACGAGGCUCGUUUGGAUGACAAGCAAGUGGCUUACCCCCUUGCGUGAUCGAGGACGACAAUUCCCAGCCGAGCGCAUGACAGAUGAGAAUAAUCUCCAGCCAAACUUGGCCACCGGUCAUUCAUCCAACAGGUUGAUCAAUUCUAAGCCCAACCCUGGGCACCUUCAAGGGGGUAUGACUAAUCUGUUACAACUUUUGGAUCAUGCCAGGACCCCUACUUCAUCUACAAUGGCGUCAGGUGUAUCUCCUUCGGCGCUGCAGAGACCAAAACAAAGCAAUGGCAUUGUUAGCCCCUCAACUAUCCAUCAUGCGAGGCCGCCUUCUACAGCCCAAAACCCUUUCAGUGGCAAUGGCCCAUUCAAUGGGACACCCUUCAACAACGACAGCAACAGCUACAGACGCCUUGCAAGAGAUCUAUCUCGAUUUGUGAUGACCACCAUGUCAUCCAACAACCCCAGCAGUCACAUACCAACUGAUGAGGAGUUGAAAUAUCAGGCACGUUGGAUUUGGUAUGACGAUGACGACCCAUGGAACCAAACUCCUGCUGACAAUGCCGAAUGGCUCCAUGACUUUAAACGAGAUUGUGGCCUCCUCACUGACGAUAGGCGGGACGUUGAGAGGUAG